AUGAGCAAUUAAAGAAAAGAAAAAAUGGCAAUUAUCACUUAAGACGUAUCUUAAUUAAACGACACAAGACACGGAUGCUAUUUGCCACGCGUCGCAUUAUAGCGCAUUUGGGAGGAGAAAACGAGGGGAGCAAAGAUCAGUUUCAUCUCAUCGACGAAGUCAAGCAAAUCGUCGGUUCCUCUCCUUCUCUACUCCGAAUCAAAUCUCCGGUUCAUCUCCUACUCGACGACGAAUGAAAUCGACGGCUGCUCUCCUUCUCGAAGAGGAAUAAAAUCGAGGCCUUCUCUCCAACUCGAAGACGAAUCAAAUAAGAGGUGGCUCUGUUUGUGGACGAGGAAUCAACUCAUCGGAGACCAAUUUCCUCUCCGGCGGUUCCGAGACCGCAAGCUUGAGAGCCGAAGACGACGCAUCAGUUUAACUUCAACUCGCAGAAAGGUCACGAGAGAUUAGGAAGGUUUGUCAUAAACAAGGACGAUCAGAGAUGGAUCAUGAGAGAUGAGCAAGGCUGAUCAUAAACAAAGACGACACGAGCAAUACAGUCAACAAGAUACUGUGUUUGAGUUAGGAGAAGAUACUGUGUUUGGCACACAGCAAAGCGAGGAGCAUCCAAACGUUGGUGACACUCCUUCAGGGCGUAAAGAACGAAGAACAUGGACGCAUACAGAUGACAUAGUCCUCAUCAGCUCUUGGCUAAACACGUCAAAAGAUCCCUUAGUAGGCAAUGAGCAACGUUCUGAUUCUUUUUGGAAAAGAUUUGCCGCUUACUUUGCGGCAAGCCCGAAGAUUGGAGUGGGUGAAGAGAGGGAGCAUGGUAACUGUAAGCAAAGGUGGCACAGGAUCAAUGAUCAGGUUAGCAAGUUCUGUGGCACGUAUGAGAAAGCCACCAGGCUCAAAACUAGCGGCCAAAACGACAAUGAUAUUCUCAAGGCAUCUCAUGAGAUCUUCUUAAACAACUAUAAGAAGAAAUUUACACUUGAACAUGCGUGGAAGGAGCUUAGAUAUGAUCAGAAAUGGUGUAGCCUGAGCACUUCCAAAACGGACAGAAGCUCUAAAAGGAGGAAGUGUGAUCAGAUGAAGACAACAACUGAGCUCGAAUAAAUAAAUUUGGAUCUUUUAUAAUGUUUUGUAUAAUAAAUAAAUUUGUUAUUGUGUUUUUUUUUAAUCCAUGUUUUAAAUAUUAUCUUUUAUGAUGUUUUGUAUAAUAAAUAAAUUUUAUUUUUA
Messenger RNA from Raphanus sativus (radish), 1221 nucleotides. RefSeq names its product glutathione S-transferase T3-like. The transcript is spliced from 3 exons. The coding region runs from base 496 to 1098 and encodes 200 amino acids. NCBI's taxonomy places the organism in Eukaryota, Viridiplantae, Streptophyta, Magnoliopsida, Brassicales, Brassicaceae. The record is from RefSeq and is a predicted model, not a curated record.